AUGGCAGCACCCUUGGGUCACCCUCAGCUCCUGCACCAGAGCCCUGCUCUGUGCGGGGGUCCAGCGCAUCAAGUCCAGUCACUGCUGUCACCUCCUCAUGGGCUGACGUCACCGUGCGAGGGACCUGCCCACACAGGACCUGGUGCAACCGGUGGCAUCAUCCCAUGCGACACCGUCCUGGACAGAAAACCUAGCUCAGACAACGUGGUGCUGCAAGACCACGAAAGGAAAUUUCCUUUUCUUGAGCCCCUCUCGGAGCCUCGGGAUGAGGUCAGUGACACAGCCUGGCUCCCUGCCCGCUGUGCGCUGCUGGCUCCCAACCAUGGAACCUGCUCUGGCCUCAAGGCUCCGAAUGAGAGUUUAACGCAAGGCUGGCGCCUGCAUCAAGGUAUUGCAAUAAAUAAUAUUUAUGACCCUUUCUUGAGUUCAGUCUCACCAGAACAUUGCCGCAAAGGCUGCAGGGUUCUGGUUGAUGCACGGGAUAAGCUGGGGAUCCCUUGGCAAUACACGGAGAAUGAGAAGCACGGAAUGUUUUUGAUGGCUUUUGAGAACAAAGCUGGAAUGGCCAUCGAGCCUGCCACCUUCCAGCUCUACGUCCCGGCCCUGAGCGCGCUGUGGAGGGACUCGGGAAUCAAGGAAGCCUUCAGCCGUCGCAGCGAGUAUCAGCUGGGUGAAUCGGUGAAAUACUUCUUGGAUAACCUGGAUCGGAUUGGUCAGCUGAAUUAUUUCCCCAGCAAACAAGAUAUUUUGCUGGCUAGAAAAGCCACCAAAGGAAUAGUAGAGCAUGAUUUCAUCAUUAAAAAAAUACCCUUCAAGAUGGUGGAUGUAGGUGGACAGAGAUCUCAGCGUCAGAAGUGGUUCCAAUGCUUUGAUGGAAUAACUUCCAUUUUGUUCAUGGUCUCCUCCAGUGAAUAUGAUCAGGUUCUUAUGGAAGACAGGCGCACAAACAGACUCGUGGAGUCCAUGAAUAUUUUUGAGACAAUAGUCAAUAACAAGCUUUUCUUUAAUGUUUCUAUUAUCCUAUUCCUCAACAAGAUGGAUCUCCUUGUAGAGAAGGUAAAGACUGUCAGCAUUAAGAAGUAUUUCUCGGACUUUAAGGGUGACCCUCACAGGCUAGAAGAUGUUCAGCGUUACCUGGUGCAGUGCUUUGACAGGAAGAGGAGAAACCGUAGCAAGCCGCCCUUCCAUCCCUUCAGCACUGCCAUAGACACUGAGAACAUCCGCUUCGUGUUCCACGCCGUGAAGGACACCAUCCUUCAAGAGAACCUGAAGGAUAUUAUGUUGCAGUGAAGGAGAGCAGCCCAUAUUCUGUUAAAAUUUGCCGGAGGGUUAGAUCAAAGUUUUUAUUCUUUCUUUAUGGCCCUUGCAUGUGGUGUAGAACCCAUGCUAUUUACUUGGCUCAGGAAUGCUGUAAACUAGCCAGUCCAAACAGAGGAGCUAUAGGCCGAAGGAGUCAAAUGUUGAUGUUAGCUACUGAAUCAUUUGGACUAGAAACACUACUGAAACUGGCCGUUGUAGGUGUUCUUUACCUAGUUUGGAAUACUGAAUAACAUAACCACCUUCUGCCUUCUUAGAAUUUUUUUUUCUCCGAGAAACCAUGUAAGGAAGACACUUUGUUUUAAAUGAAUAUGUUUAUUUUCAAAGACACUAGUAAUACAAACUGCCUUUUUUGUAGUUCAGAGGUGCUGAAUUAAUCAAACUAAUCUAAAACAUAACAAGAUUGGUAGCUGUAUUGGUGAAUGUUAACAAAGUUGCAUUCUUAACAACCUUGGGUAUGUAACUAGGUCUUGUGUGCAUAUUCAGCUCUGCCAAGGAUCUGGAGUCCACUUUUCAAGGUGGAUGCACAGCUCUUGUCUGAAGGUUUUGCAUGAAUCCCGUGAAGCAAAGGCCUGAGACAGUCUUUAUAAAGGAAACCAAUACUGGAGGAAAUUGGACGGGAAA
Molecule: messenger RNA, 1941 nt
Organism: Tinamus guttatus (white-throated tinamou)
Lineage: Eukaryota; Metazoa; Chordata; Aves; Tinamiformes; Tinamidae
Source: RefSeq, a predicted model, not a curated record